Molecule: messenger RNA, 2046 nt
Organism: Arachis ipaensis
Lineage: Eukaryota; Viridiplantae; Streptophyta; Magnoliopsida; Fabales; Fabaceae
Source: RefSeq, a predicted model, not a curated record
GCGUUGCAAGCGCGAUUUGGGGCGGGAGCGGGAAAACGAAAAUGACAGCGCGAAGGUUUUCCCGCUCAACGAAAAACACUGCCCACUCUCAACUCAAUCUCAGUGCCCCUUGUAUCUAUAAUAAGUUAAUAACAAUAGCUGAAUCCCACAACUACCUCCAUUUUCCAUACCCUCUCUUUUCAAUCCCCAAUCUCACUUCUCCCGCCAAGGUCCACCGUUACUUUCUCAGGCUUUAGAUUUGUGCUUCUACAAGAACCUUCCAACAAAUAUCAUUCUCUCAGUUUCAUAGUUCAUAUCGCCAUGCCUGCAAUUGCUGAUCCUAACACCCACAAGCGCAAGUUAAGAUCUUACGCGCCGCCACGCGCCGAAUCUCCUUCCCCUUCCCCACCGAAAUGGAAGUCGCCCCGCCCAUCUGCUAUUGCCAGCCCCCAUUCUGCUGCAAAUGGUAAUGAAAUUGUUGCUGAUGAAAAUCAAGGUGUAUUGCGGAAACCUGACCUUGUGAAAUCCCUUUGGAAUCUGAAAGAUGGUGAGCAAUUGAGAGUGGUGAAGGAGGCAUUGCACCUUGCAACUGCACCUUCUGCGGUUGUGUGUCGAGAAGAGGAGCAGGAUAUGGUUUUGGGGUUCUGCAAAUCCUGCAUUGAGCAUGAGAAGGCUGGGAGCUUGUACAUAUGCGGGUGCCCCGGAACUGGAAAAUCGUUGUCUAUGGAGAAAGUGAAAGAGGCUUUACUCAAUUGGGCAAAAGAGGGAGGUUUUCCACUGCCAGAUGUUUUGUCAGUAAAUUGUACAUCCCUUGCCAAUACAUCAGAUAUUUUCACCAAGAUACUUGGGUUAAGCCCUUCACGGGGAAGAAGGGUUUUGGCAACACCCUUGCAACAACUUCAGAACAUGUAUUCACAGAAAUCUUCUACCAGGAAUAUGAUGUUGAUAGUUGCUGAUGAGUUAGAUUACCUAAUAACCAGAGACCGGGCUGUGCUCCAUGACCUUUUUAUGCUUACCACCUUCCCAUUUGCCAGAUGUAUAUUAAUAGGGGUAGCAAAUGCUAUUGACCUAGCUGAUCGAUUUCUUCCAAGGCUUACAUCUCUAAAUUGCAAGCCUACUGUUGUAACUUUUCGUGCCUACUCUAAAGAUCAAAUCCUUAGGAUUCUUGAAGAAAGGCUAAAUGAACUUCCUUACACUGUCUUUCAACGUCAAGCACUAGAACUAUGUGCUAGGGUAAGUCCAUUUGUCAAUGUCUCUGCAAGUUUACAUUUGCUGUUGUCCUGUAAUGCCUUUAUUCUGAAUUUGUUCCUUUUGCAGAUUAUACUUUGCUCGUCCAUGAAACAUUUCUGUGGAUCUAAGAAAGAUACAAUCCUUGGAGAGCUGUAUAAAUCUUACUCUGAGUUAUGCAAAUCAUCAUUGAUUCCCCCAACAGGAAUCUUGGAAUUCUCAAACAUGUGCAGAGUGCUUAAUGACCAGGGGCUCAUUAAACUAGGACCAUCACGAGAGGAUAAAUUGAAAAGGGUAACACCAAAAGUUGACGAGGCUGAUAUUACAUUUGCAUUGCAGGGAAUCCGAUUUUUUAGAAAUUGUCUUCAAUGAUCCACUCAUGAUUGGUGAUUUUGGUUUAGCAUGAUGUGAGACAGUAGAUAAUUAGUUUUAUGUUCUCCACUCCAUAGAUAAAAGAUUAUUUCAUUAUAUAUGAAAUUGCUUGGAAGUUGGGAAGAAUUUUCAGCUGACAAGCAACAGUUGUGAUAAGAUAUUCAGAUUAUUUGUUUUCCUAGAGAGCAAUGCAAGCAGAGGAAGAAAGCAUGAUUUUAUCUCUGGUUUUAUUCAAAAUUUUGGAAGCUUAGUUACAACAUUAAACUUAUUCUUUUCUCAUCAACAAUAAAAGCUAAAUAGCCUUGCUGGUAAGGGGGGUGUAGUUACAUAGGUCAGAAUUUAUCACCCCAUUAAAUGAUUCUUUUCUCAACUUGAAAUUUCAAAAUUGUCAAUGAAGGUUUAGUAAUAUCUGAUUUUGUUAUCCUGAGAUAUUCGAAAGGUGAUUACCAUCGUCUAUGUUUUACGUUC